This is a messenger RNA of Auanema sp. JU1783, 1308 nucleotides long. The record is from the annotation of a GenBank genome assembly. Lineage: Eukaryota; Metazoa; Nematoda; Chromadorea; Rhabditida; Rhabditidae.
AUGAUUACACGACUUCUACUUCUAUCAAUAUUUCCGCUGUUUCUUGCGCAACACUUUGUACCGACGGAAAGGGAUUACACUACCAUAUCUCCUCCAAUUGCUAGACCUCAUCGAGACUUCAUCACUGGAAGAAGAAGGAGUCAUCACAUAGCUCGCCAUCCUUCUUCAUCAUCUAGAAGGCAUGAGCCUAGUGCUGAUGAAGCGGCAUACUUACGGAAGCUUGAGGCAUAUGAAGAGCAAAGAGAACGGUUCGAUGAACUCAAAAGAACUUCACGUGAUCGCUACUAUGAGGAUUACUUCAAUAGGAUGAGAACGUAUGCUGUCGAGACUCAAAUAAGAAAAUAUAACCAACUUCUGCAGCAACAAGCUGCUGAGCGUGCUCGAUUUGCCAAGAUCAUGAAUGAGUAUGGUGUAAGAGAAGAAGAUGUGAUCAGUCAAUUGGGAAGUGGUGCUCAAUAUAUUCCUAGAGAACCAGAAGAUGUAGUGAAACCACCCACGAACCCAUUCGGUGAUGGUAAAAACGUCGGUGAUAUCAUGGGUUCUGAAUCCAAGAAGCCAAGGGUAGAAGCUGUUCCAGUUUUAGAGCCUCAACCACCUUCAAACAUCGAACCCAGACCUGAAAACAGAGAUGUUCACCGUAAAGCAAUAGCAUUAGAAACACUUUGUGCCAAGUUCUUGAAUACCGUUCGUCAACACUGUAACGGAAAUAAAACCGAGGAAGCAUAUGUCAAGAAAUGCGAAGGAUAUUUCAAGGAUUGCGGGGGAAUGAUUCCAAAGGCAGAUCCCCUAUACAGCAUAGCUAACUCAUUCUCGUCGGGUGUUAAUAUCAAUGUUGCAACUGUAGGCGUAAAGGGAAUUCCAUACUAUCCUAUCAAUGAAGAAGGAGCUAUCGAAGUGGGAAGAGAAAUCGGUGUUCCUUUCGGAUCCUGGGGAGGAGGAUUCACUGAUCACGCCGGAGUCAGAGACUAUUGGUCUCAAACUACUGAGAUUGGAGCUAACUGGUAUGAAGGGAAAUACGGAUAUAAAAGUGGAUGGAGUGUACCUCUAGUUCAGUCUCUAGGUAUUGAAGGAGACACUCAUGCUGUGGUCUCCGUUCCUUUGAAACCAGGCGAGCUCGGAAAACCAGUUGGAGUGGAUGUAGGAGGAGGAGUUGGACCAUACUAUCAACAGAAUCAGCAUGUAGGAGUUGACUACAUGAAUGGAAAUGUUGGAACGAACUUUGGAGUAGGUGUUCCCUUUGCGGGAGUUGGUGUCAAUACAGGACUUGGCAUCAAAUUCCCAUCCGUCAACGAUGUAAUCGGAAAGUAA